Molecule: messenger RNA, 636 nt
Organism: Rotaria sordida
Lineage: Eukaryota; Metazoa; Rotifera; Eurotatoria; Philodinida; Philodinidae
Source: the annotation of a GenBank genome assembly
AUGACAGAAAAUUCUGCAAUACUUACAAGUGGUAUGUGGGCUGGUGAUGAAGAUCCAAAACGUCGUCUAGGAUCUCUUGGACGAUGUAUGCAACGUUUAGAAAUUAAAGUUGCUGAUCGAGAAGGAAAUUCUCUACCUAUUGGACAACAAGGAGAAAUUUGGGCAAGAGGUUAUCCAAUUAUGAUUGGAUAUUAUGGCGAUCCAGAGAAAACAAAAGAAGCAUUAACAUCAUCAGGAUGGCUUCGAACAGGUGAUCAAGCAACUAUGGAUGAAGAUGGUUAUCUUUAUUUUGUUGGACGUCAAAAAGAAAUGAUUAUUCGUGGUGGUAUUAAUAUUUAUCCAAUUGAAGUUGAAAAUGCAAUAACUGAACAUCCAAGUGUUGCUGAAGCACAAGUUUUUUCUAUUCCUGAUGAACGUCAUGGUGAAGAAGUAUGUGCAUGGAUUAAACUAAAAUCAGAUGCACCUUCAUGUCAAACAGAUGAUAUUACAAAAUUUCUUGCUGAUAAAUUAGCAUUUUUUAAAAUUCCAAAACAUAUUCGAUUUGUUGAUAAAUUUAUUAUGACACCAACAGGAAAAGUACAAAAGUUUAAAUUAUCUGAAUCAAUGGUCAAUGAAUUGAAAGAAGCAAAAAAAUAA